AUACCUUUGUUCGUCGUCAUUCUGACUGGCCAGCGCUGGUGUCACUUUACCUUACUGAUCCCGCCUUCGCUCCCCCUUGCCCUCCUCGUUCCUAAGCCUGGUGUAACUUACACCUCAGUGUCAGUGCAAUGGGCUGUUGUGGUGGAAGGGACGUUUCCAAGGCAGAAUUCUAGAGGGGAUGUGAGAGUGCUGGUCAGGGGUUGAGGCCGCCUCAUAUGCUGCUGGGAGAAAACUUUGAAUGUGUGUGGAGUCCAAGGAAGACAGCAGGGGAAGCGAAGAUGCUGACAUGCCAAAAACUUGGAAGGAGAAACUGACUGCUAUGGAUGAUAAACUAGAAGAGAUAUUUGGAGAUGAUGUGGAGAACAGAUCAAUGGAGGUCUACGAUGAGAUGGUUACAGCGAUGGCUGGAAGUAUCUAUUCAGAACUGGAAAAACUGAUAGGAGACUAUGGGCAAGGGGCUGUCACAGGCCUCAUGCCCUUAUUGGUGACUGUACUGGAGAGUCUGGAGGCGACCUGUGCUCAGGCUCGCGAGAGAGAGGAACAGUUGGAGCUGGUACAGGAGGACAAGCAGAGGCUGCUGAUUCAAUAUGAAAGGGAACGUGAUGGGAGAAAACGAGCUGAGGAGAGAUGUAUGGAAAUGGAAGAUGGCAUUGAGCAGGAGAGGAAGCACUACAAAGCCAAUCUGCUCACUAUGGAAGCUCAGACCAAGAACAUGGAGAUGAAAGCAAGGAGCUACGCUGAUCAAAUUGUUGGCCUUGAGGAGCAAAGGGCUCAGCUGACUAAAGAAUUAUCAUCUCUGACACAAGUUCACACCAAGGUAAUGAAGAGCUACAAGGAACUCCGGAGCCAGAGAUCUCUGUCCAUGGAGGCUGGUCGCCUUUCUGGUCGCAAUACUCCGCUUCAGGGCAUAGAAAAGAAGACAUUGCUUCUGGAUUUUCAGGAGGCACCAUUGUCCCUGGAAAGUGUUCCUGAUCAUGAAUGUCCAGAAAGUCCUAACAGCCAUACGGAAUUGUCCAAAGAGGACAAGACAGUCAGUAGUCAAACCAGCUCCGAUUCUUUGACAGUUGCACAAACCACCAAUGAGGCACAUGGGAACAAAGACAGAACCCUGGAAGAUGAACUAAUUCCGGAGGAGAACAAUCAUAAAAAUAGUCAAGACUCUACAAAGCCAGAGAUCCAGACUGUGGUUGAUGACAUCAUUGAUUCCACUCCUGAAUUAAAUCUGAAUCCUGAACUGUUUGAGGCCAGUAUCCCAGUAUCCCAGCCUGCGGAGGAACAAGAAGAGGCAGAGCGCAACAAUGACUCUCUCUUUGAUGAAUUUUACAAGACAAGUCCGGAGUUCAUUGCAGAUGUAGAUGACGGUGCUGACAUGUCAGGCCUUGGUAAUCCAUUAGAGGCUCUUAUGAUGGAGAACACACAGCUACGAGAUACACAAAUUGAAAUAGACAUGGCUAGAAAGAGUCUUAUUGCACGAGUAGAGGAGCUGACAGUAGAGAGAGAGGCACUGAAGCACGAGAAUGAAAGUGUUACUCAGAGUUUGAGUCGCUGUGAGUCCAGGCUACGGGAGACUGAACAGGACUUGCAGAGGAGUCGACUCGAGCUGGAUGAAGCCAGAAAAAUGAGCAGCGAAGAUGCUGAGGUAGAUGUCCCUGCAGCACAGAGGAAGCGUUUCACUAGAGCAGAAAUGGCACGAGUGCUCAUGGAAAGGAACCAGUAUAAGGAGAGGCUGAUGGAACUUCAGGAUGCAGUGCGCAGAACAGAGAUGCUGCGUGCUUCAAAAGAUGUCCAAGCUGUACAAAUGAAAAAAUCUUCCUUCUGGAAAGUCUUCGACAGAUUAUUCAGCUCCUCCGGCGGACCACAAGGAAAAGUUGUGGGACCAGCAACAACAUCUGGUCCUGCUUCAGAUAGGGUUCAGCCUGCUUCUGCUGUAAUGUACAAAGAGGGUCGGGGAAGCUACAAUGUCCAGAGCCAGUCUUUAAGUUUUCAUGCACGCAGUACCUCACAUACAGAUUGCGCCGAUGGAGUUUCAGCUAGAGGGAAAAAGUAUAAGCUUUAUCGGCAAAUUCGUUCUCACAUCUGGAGUGAGCAUGGAAAAGCUCAGCUUUAUGGCUGGAGCCUGCCUCCUGCAGUGGGCAAAAAGAGUGAUCCUCAAGGAACAGAUGAAAAUGAAAUGAAAGGUUUCCCUGUGUUAGUGCAGCUUCGCCUGCUGGACCAGAAGGAUCCAAGCACUAAACUCUGGUGUGCGACUGGAAUAGAUCCUUUGUGUGCCUCAAGCGCAGCAAACAAAAAUAGUGAGCACGUGCCCAGCUUAGUGUGGAUCUGCUCAGGUACCCACUCUGCCAGUGAGAUGAUGGUGAUCGAUGCCAGCUCUGGGAAUCAUGUCAUGGACCAGUUUGUCAUUCCCAAUAAUCAUGUACUGUGUGUCACCAGUGUGCCAGCUUACAGACUGGAUGAUUUGGAUACACAACAAACUGAAGAAGAAGGCUGUUACCUAAGUAGCAAGGAAGCCACUGUUUGGCUUGGAACACAGGAAGGAAGCUUGUUUCUACAUUCUGCACAUUCAUGUUGGCGAAACUGUAUUCAGAAGACACAGCUUAAAGAUGCUAUCUAUAGUAUUACGUAUGCUAGCAACCGUGUUAUUGCUAGCUUGGGAGACGGGACACUUGCAAUAUUCAGUCGAAAUGCCGAUAGGAAAUGGGAUUUGGAAAACCCCAAAGUUGUGGACUUCGGAAGACCUCAGCAAUCUAUCCGCUGUUGUGCAGCUGUACAGAAUGAAGUCUGGUGCGGUUACAGGAACAGAAUCUAUGUUGUAGACCCACGGACGGCUAAGAUCAAGAAAUGGUUUGAAGCCACCCCUCGCACAGAGAGCCAGGUACGACACUUGGCAGCAGCAAGGGAAGGUGUAUGGGUUUCUGUUCGACUGGAUUCCAUUUUGCGCCUUUUCGACGCACAGACAGGGCAGCCGUUACAGGAACUGGAAUUGGAGCCUUUCAUUCAUAAGAUGCUGGGCUCUAGCAGCUUGGGUGUAUCUAUGGCACAAGUGUCUGCGAUGUCGAUAUUCUGCAAUCGGCUUUUUGUUGGAACUACAAGCGGAGUGAUCCUUUCUGUCCCAUUUUCCAGAGAACAGGUGAAACGCUGCACAGAGGAAGAUGUAGUGGAGAAUGUGCCCCACAGCGGCUUAUAUUGUUCAAUAGAAUAUGCACAAGUCUGCUUCCACGGUCACAGAGAUGCCGUGAAAUUUUUUGCAUGUGUUCCAGGUUGCAUUAAUCCUUCCUCAUCAGAAGGAAACUGUAAAAGCAUGGAAAACUCCAGCGUGCUGGUCAUGAGUGGAGGGGAAGGAUAUAUUAACUUCAAGAUAGGGGAUGAGACGGGAGACACGGAUGAAGGGUAUGGGGAGCUAUUACUACCAAAUCCAAGGCACAGGAGGUCUGAAAGGAGCCAUCUCAUUGUCUGGCAAAUGCAGACCUGACCGCAGAGGAGCAGAUAUACACUACUGUUAAAACAACCACAUACUGAGAACAUUGAACUGGAAUUCUAAAUAUCGGUUGGCAGCUAAUGGAGGAGGCACUCAGUGUCUCUGUGAGCAGAAAAUCUCCUGCUACAUUGGUUACAAAGGACUGUGCCUUAAUGUAAAGUGAAUUUCCUGACAUUUCUGAACUUCCUGCAGUUCAGCGCUACCCUAAGAAGAAACCCCGUUCUGGAUGCUGUUUAUCUCCUGCGUUUGUGUAGAUAACAUUUAUAUCUCAGAGAAGAGACUGUCGUGCUGUAUUUUGCAGUGUUGCACUUUGAAAUGCCUGCAUAAGAGCUUGGCCUUGGUCAUACAUGGGGAAUGUCCCCUUUCAGUCCAGUCUCAUCCCACUGUGGCUAACAUUCAGGCAUUUUUGCUGUACCCCAAAGUAUAUAUUUUUAGCGUCCUUUUGUGAUAUUAUCAAGGUCUUAUUUCUUUUGUGCCAGGGUUGGUAUCCCCUAUGGGCAUUGCAUCUCAACACUGAGGAAUUGGCUCGGCUAGUAUUGAUUAAGAGGAUUCUGCAUCUGCCCGACACUGAAUGAGUUAAUUUUCUCUAGAUCCUAUCAAGAUGGAGCAGGGUUUGGGUUAAAGUGGACGGGGUGGGGACGUUCAGUGCUCAUUGCUCUGCUGUCUGGUACUGAGGCAUCUCUAAAUCAGUCAGGGAGGAGCCCAUUGUGGCUUGUGUUAGCGUGGGGUGGUGCUAUACUCCCGCCUAGCAUUGAAUGAGUUAAACUUCUCUAGACUCACUAACCAUGUUUACAGGUGAUAAGAGAAAGUGAAAGAUUGUAUUUGAUCUCAGGGCCCAUUUUUCUCUGCCUUAAGCUAAACCAACAUAUGUCUGUUCCAUGACCAUUCUGGAAAGGAUUGGGACAACGCAGAAGUCAAGAAAUACGAAUACGAGGUGACUACAGAACUUUUAUUAUGCCUUUCCUUAUAGAAUAAAUGUGUUUAUUCCACUGAGCUCCACAGAGAAAUCUAUUCUACAUGGGAUCGUAACCAUGAUAAAGACACGUAGCGCUUUGUACUAAACUCAAAGCAGUGAGCACAAGCUCUAAAGAGUGUUUCUGCACUUGUGUAGCCUUAUGUUGCGAUACUACAACUCCCAGCCGCCUGCCUCAUUCCUCCAUUAAUAGAUUGAAGGAUGCAGGUUUUCCAUGGCAUUGUGUUUCUACAUGUACAAUGUGUGCCGUUGUUUAUUGUAAAAGUACACUAAUUGGUUGUUUGUCAGAAGCCAAAAACUGCAAAUUUGAAGCAUAAAAUAUAGAGAGACAAAGUAUUCCUGUAUAUUCUUCAGUAUUAAAUCUAUUCGAAAGGUUGCGCUCUUUUAUUCUUUUACUGCAUACUUUUUUUUUUUAAUUUGACAAUUUGUUUUGAACGGUUCUGGUUGCUGUAAUUAAAUAUGACUUAUUUAACAUA
Xenopus tropicalis (tropical clawed frog) is the source of this 4924-nucleotide messenger RNA. RefSeq names its product C-Jun-amino-terminal kinase-interacting protein 4. The record is from RefSeq and is a predicted model, not a curated record. Lineage: Eukaryota; Metazoa; Chordata; Amphibia; Anura; Pipidae. Gene Ontology annotation, molecular function: MAP kinase scaffold activity. Gene Ontology annotation, biological process: MAPK cascade. The transcript has 28 exons. Gene Ontology annotation, cellular component: cytoplasm. The coding region runs from base 239 to 3469 and encodes 1076 amino acids.